This is a messenger RNA of Pollicipes pollicipes, 1351 nucleotides long. RefSeq names its product coatomer subunit epsilon. The transcript has a single exon. The record is from RefSeq and is a predicted model, not a curated record. Gene Ontology annotation, molecular function: structural molecule activity; protein binding. Gene Ontology annotation, cellular component: COPI vesicle coat. Bases 232 to 1146 code for a protein of 304 amino acids. Gene Ontology annotation, biological process: endoplasmic reticulum to Golgi vesicle-mediated transport; intra-Golgi vesicle-mediated transport; retrograde vesicle-mediated transport, Golgi to endoplasmic reticulum. Lineage: Eukaryota; Metazoa; Arthropoda; Thecostraca; Pollicipedomorpha; Pollicipedidae.
AUCGAGCCGUGGUUUCGGGCAGGGUGCGUUAAAAUACGCCACUUUGCAAGAUAGCAGCGACUAGGUCCGCGCGGUGGUUACUGUUUAUAGUCUAUGGUGAUUUCGGAUUUGUUUCAGAGGUUUUUAAACACAGAUCCCCGAAAUCAGGGCGGUUUGGCAAGCGGAGCUGCGUGCUGACUGAACGUGUGGCAGAGCAGUGUCGGCCACAUUAAACGGCAUAUUCCGGAACGGAUGAUGGGGAGCCAGGGAAAUGACGUAGAUGAGCUGUUUGAAGUGAAAAAUUCCUUUUAUUUGGGCAACUAUCAACAGUGCAUAACAGAAGCUCAAAAGCUGAAGGUAAAUGGACAAGAGCAGCGGCUGGCAAGAGAUGUGUUCUUGUACAGGGCGUACAUUGCUCUGAAAAAGUUCAGCAUUGUGAAAGAUGAAAUUCAUGGGGCAUCAGCACCAGAAUUGCAGGCUUUGAAACUAUUGGCUGAGUACCUGUCUGGUUCACGAUCCAAGCGAGAUCAGGUUGUGACAGAACUGGACAAGAAGUUUGCAGGUGACAUUGAUCCCAACAAUGUGGCUCUGUUUUUGGCAGGGGCAACAAUUUAUGCAAAUGAACAGAACCAUGAAGCAGCCCUGAGGGUCCUGCACCAAGCAACAGACCUUGAGUGCUCAGCACUGACACUCCAGAUGUACCUUGCAAUGGACAGAGUUGAUCUUGCUCAGAAGGAACUGAAAGCAAUGCAGGAGAAGGAUGAUGAUUCAACAGUCACCCAGCUUGCCCAUGCAUGGUUCAACAUUGCUGUUGGAGGGGAGAAGCUCCAGGAUGCAUUCUACAUCUUCCAGGAGCUUAUUGACAAGUCUGUUCCCACACCAUUGCUGCUCAAUGGUCAAGCUGCAUGCUUUCUUGGGAUGUGCAAGUAUGAGGAGGCAGAGCCUGUAUUACAAAAUGCUCUGGAUAAGGAUAACGACAACCCAGAAACCCUGAUCAACCUGAUUGUCCUCUCGCAGCACACUGGAAAGCCUCCAGAAGUGAUUGCCAGAUAUCUCAGCCAGCUGAAGGACUCUCAUGCUAGCCACCCAUUCAUGAGAGACUACCAGACAAAGGAGAAUGAGUUUGACAGGCUGGCUCAGCAGUAUUCCAUGAUGGUGAAGUCAUAGGUUAUGCUGUGGUUGACUUGCCAAAGUUAUCUGAGUAAAUGCAUUUGUGACUUUGUUGCUAAAAUGUUUAGAAUAAGGCUCCUGAAGGGCUGAAGUGGUGGUAAAUAUUUUAGUAGAUGUAUGUGUAGUUUCCAUUGGGAUGCCAAUUUGGUGGUGUAUGCUUUGCUUUGCUUCAUUCUUUAGUCAAUACAAGAAAUGAAUAUGU